AUGUCUUCCUCAAACGGACGUGGCUUUUACUCGCUCCCUAACUCGCCGUUCGCUGAGACUUAUCCUGACGACGACGCCAACGCCUCCAACAACCCUCCGUCCUCUCCAUCACUCCUCCACUCGACCACCACCUCCGCUCCAAUUCACCCUGCUGCAACCACCACCAACCAGACCAGCACCCAGACCUUCACCAGCGCCGCCGCAAUGCCAACGGCCGCUCAACUCUUCGCCGCGACCAUGCCGCCUCACUACCACGAGCAUGGCACCCUCUUCACCCUCCGCGGCUACGCCUACUGGCGCAAGCCACGCUCUGGCCACAGCAACGCCCGCUGCCUUGACGCUUCCGCCUCACAAUUCAUCAACACGGACGUCGUCAAAGCCAUGAUCAAGUGCGAGCGAACCGAACACAUCCUCUUCGCCACCUCACCAACCGCUGGCCGCCUCGUCACCUCACUGGAGCUCGUCCGCAACGGCAAGCGCAACGUCAACGCCGUCACCAACGCCACCCAGAUGGUGGACCUCAGCCCAGAGACCGACCGCGUGCUCAAGGACAAGGACGCAGAGGACGUCUGGAGCAAGAUGUUGGGGGAGUGCCGGGGGGAGUGGGGGUACCAGCGCGUGACCGUCGUGGAGGGCUGGGAGUUCCGAGAGUUCGCGAAGAAGGGGAAGAACUGCCCAAUUCGGGAGGGGUGGAUGCCGCUGCAGCUGAAGCAGUGGGACGACGAGGUCGACGAAGAUGACGAAGAAGAAGAAGAGUCGGACGGAGAGCUGGGGACGUACCGCUUCGACACCGGGGGAUUGGAGGAGCUAGAGGGGGAGACGAUGGUGGAGGGAGAGGAGGAGAAGGCCGCCGAGAGUGGCGAGGAGGGUGGAGAGGAGGAGAAAGACGAGUACGUAGUGGAGCCGAUUCAGGACUAG
Messenger RNA from Mytilinidion resinicola, 918 nucleotides. RefSeq lists its product as uncharacterized. The record is from RefSeq and is a predicted model, not a curated record. Lineage: Eukaryota; Fungi; Ascomycota; Dothideomycetes; Mytilinidiales; Mytilinidiaceae. The coding region runs from base 1 to 918 and encodes 305 amino acids. The transcript has a single exon.